This is a messenger RNA of Anoplophora glabripennis (Asian longhorned beetle), 2092 nucleotides long. It is a transcript of the gene Dat, whose product is annotated as dopamine N-acetyltransferase. The coding region runs from base 138 to 911 and encodes 257 amino acids. The transcript is spliced from 3 exons. Lineage: Eukaryota; Metazoa; Arthropoda; Insecta; Coleoptera; Cerambycidae. Gene Ontology annotation, molecular function: N-acetyltransferase activity. The record is from RefSeq and is a predicted model, not a curated record.
CACUGGCUGAAAACAGAAUACAAUACUUGGUGUAUCGCUGUGCUGGACGUGUCGUGCAUAGUAUGCGGCGUUUGUAAGGUUUCCUCCAGUGUAUUUUUCUUGAAAUUAGUUAGAGUUGUACACAAACUAAGGCAAAAAUGGCAGUGCAGUUCCAACCCUCGUUCAUCCUUCACGAGAAGUUUGAAAAAUUGACCUUCUCCAGAUAUGAGUCGCAAUCAUCAGUGGACAGUAUGUCCUGCCCCUCCACUCCAUCAACCCCCACCAGUCCCAUAGACUACGAAAUUCAAUUUGCGACUGAAGAAGACAAAGAACCAAUCCGAAACUUCCUACAGACAUUCUUCUACAGAGACGAGCCCCUUAACAGUUACUUAAAACUGAUAACGGAAGAAAAACCUCGUUGUAUAGACCUCGAAAACUUCUCUUUGAAGGAAAUUAACAAUGGUAUCAAUCUAAAGGCAGUCUACAAUGGAAAAAUAAUUGGAGUUUCAUUGAACGGGAUAUUGGAAAAGGGAUGGAUCAAUAAACCCGACACGUUUAAAUGUAAAGAUGAGAAAUUUAACAUAAUUCUGGGCCUUCUGGAUCAUGUUGCUAAAGACUCUGAUCCUUUUAAGAAGUUCCCUGACUGUGACAAGGCUAUGACGGUAAAAAUUUUGUCUGUGGAUGGAACCUACAGAGGAAAGGGUAUAGCUAAGGAACUGAUGGCUAAAACUAGAGAAAUUGCAAAGGAACACGGAUGUGGUUUUAUGACAGUAGACUGUACAAGUCACUUUACAGCCUGUGCGUUGAAGAAAUUGGGCUUCGACCUCCACUACUCUCUGAAAUAUUCCGAUUACAAAGUUAACGGAGAAGUUGUAUUAAAGCCUGCAUCUCCCCAUGUUGCUGUUACCGUAUAUACACAAAAAAUCGAUUAAAAAGUAUAUUAAAAUUUAAAAACCAUAUAGAAGUCAUAUCCAAUCAACAUACAGUCAAGAUAUCCCUAUUAAUGAUUCUUCUAUCUGAUAUGCUAUUAUCAGUAAUAUAGCAGAUAUGAUUUAUUAUUUCGCAAUUAGCCAAAAGUAUGUGCCAAAUUGCUUUAUACAAAUGUAAAUCAUAAAAUUCGUUCAAUUCCAGAUGAAUGGAACAUUUUAUUAAAAUGUAAUAAUAAUCGUGCAAUGUCAUUUUUAACACAUAGGAAAUAGUCAAAAUGUUUCAACGUUAUACAUUUGUCAGUAAGAAUUUAAAAUUAGAAAGUCGUUUUUGAUUAUAAAAAAUUAUAGGACACUUAUAUCUGUUUACGGUUCCAUCUCAUGUAAAGCGAUUUCAUGGAACAGGGGAUAAUGUACAUUGGAAAACUUGUAAAGGACAAAUAUUUUUAAUUUUCCAUUAAUAUUCAUUGUAAAACAUUUGGGUAUGUGGAAAUAGUUACUCAACAUUUAGUUACAUGUUGAAUUAUUUGUGAUAAAAAAUGAAAGUAAUUUCAUAAAAAAUAUGUUUUCCAGCAUUAGUUAAAAAACUUUUUUUUCUUAUCGUCUAAGUAAUAAUUAUUUCAUACAAUUUCCAUGAAAUUAAGUAAUCCGUUUUUAUUUGUAUUCUUAAAGAGAUAAUAUGUUACUAAUUGCUGUAUUAAACAGCAGUAAAUACAAGUGCACAAAAACAUACUGUAAUGCAGAAUUUAUUCAAGUAAUGAAACUUUUUUCUUAAUUAUUUAUUUUUACAAAAAUUAAGCACCAAGAAAAAUAUGUUUUAAAAUUCUAUAAAGCACAAACUCAUCUAUAAAUUAAGUGGGUGUUCAAAAUUUAAAAUUUUACGUUCAAUUAGCAAUUUAUUGCAUAAUACAAAACAUUCCAAUUUUUUUCUAAUUUUUCUAAUUUGGUACAAAUUACGCAGUAUUGGUCCCAGUGCGUAGAAAGUGAAAGCAGUUAUUGACUGAUGACACCUUACUCUAAAUAAGUGAUUGUUGUACAUGUGACUGAGAAAGUCAAAUAAAUGUAAAUUUUGAAGUACAAAUCGUAGAUAGUUUUUAGUGAUUAAGAACAAUUUAUAAAAUUUGUUACGUUUUGCUAUUCUAAGUGUAAAAUGUGUUACAUAUAUAAAUAAAUUUAUGUUAUUUAUA